AGAAAGCAAAAGUUUCAUCGAAAGGUCUAUUUAAGAAAUCUAAACAUGUUCGUUAAUUAUUUCGAUAAGCCGUCGAUUACGAUCGUUUUGGUAUUUAAGUAAUUAAGUUCUAGCAAAGUAUUACCUGCUUAAAAUAUAACCUACUUUACAAGAAAAUUAAAGAAAUUAAGAAGUUAAUACUUUUAUUAAAUAAGCUAUAUCAGUAUAUUAAAAAUGCUAUUGAUAUUUCUAUUUUCCAUGCUACUGGUAGGAACGCUUGAAGCGAUUCCGCUAAUCUCUCAACCAUGCCGCGGCCGCGAACAUGAAGAUCCUACACGUGUAUUAAAAAUUAUACUUGAAAACUACUCUGUUUUUAAUUCAACAAUAGAACAUGUUCCUAAAACUAAUCAUAACCACGACAUACAUACGUUUUCAAAAAAAAAACCCGUCUGUGAAACAGAAUCAGUUGAAGUCCCAGAUCUAGUUGGGAAAGUAACUAUUCCAAAAAAAGUAAUGGAAGUAACACUAGUAGACUCUUCGUACGCAAAUAAAUGCAAAAAAGUAAAAAGAGAAAUUUUAUAUAUUGAGGAAGAAAAAAAUUGCGAUCAACAUUUAGACGCUCGCUUGUACGUUAUAAAGGUUCGUGAAAUUGUAGUAGCAUACCAACAUAUGAUUUAAAUAAAUAUAAAUAAAUAUCUACAAA
Molecule: messenger RNA, 682 nt
Organism: Hydra vulgaris (swiftwater hydra)
Lineage: Eukaryota; Metazoa; Cnidaria; Hydrozoa; Anthoathecata; Hydridae
Source: RefSeq, a predicted model, not a curated record